Cucurbita moschata (crookneck pumpkin) is the source of this 367-nucleotide messenger RNA. RefSeq lists its product as uncharacterized. The record is from RefSeq and is a predicted model, not a curated record. The transcript has a single exon. Bases 26 to 325 code for a protein of 99 amino acids. Gene Ontology annotation, biological process: seed dormancy process. NCBI's taxonomy places the organism in Eukaryota, Viridiplantae, Streptophyta, Magnoliopsida, Cucurbitales, Cucurbitaceae.
AGAGAGAGAGUUGAGCGCAGUAACAAUGGCGAAGAGCAAGGAUGAUAUCACGUACGGCGCCGCUCAAGCGAAGUUAUCAGAAGACGAAUCACUAAGAGUCGCUUACAAGCACGGCACGCCGCUCGAAUCGGGGAAAAUUGCGGACGCGGAGACUGUCGAUCUUUUUUCUAGUGCGCAAAACAUUUCUCAAGAUCGUUCUGCCGGACGUUCAUCCGCUGCCGCUACUGAAUCGAUUACCAAUCAGUUGCGGCGAGGCGAUACUACUAGCGAAGGCGGAACAGGAUGCGAUACUGCAGAUCCUUCAGCCGGCCGUCGUUUAGGUUGAAUCGGAUCGGUGCGAUUGUGGAUAGAUGCUUCUGUAGUUCGA